Rhopilema esculentum is the source of this 4640-nucleotide messenger RNA. RefSeq lists its product as uncharacterized. Gene Ontology annotation, cellular component: membrane coat; AP-4 adaptor complex. NCBI's taxonomy places the organism in Eukaryota, Metazoa, Cnidaria, Scyphozoa, Rhizostomeae, Rhizostomatidae. The record is from RefSeq and is a predicted model, not a curated record. Gene Ontology annotation, biological process: intracellular protein transport; vesicle-mediated transport.
CGACAAGGAAAGUGAAAGGCCGAUAAAACAUGUCUUCGAAACUAGAGUUGUCAGUGUCACCUGAUCUUAGGAAAAAAUCACAGAUGUCAAAACAGCUGCAGUCAAGCCAAUGCAAACGAGUUUGCAUGCUGACAACUGUUUUGUCAAAUGGACUGUAUUGAUGUUCAGUCUAUUGUUUUUGUAUCAGAUAGAAAAGCCUACUGAUCACCAAAAAGUCUCAAAAUGGAGAAGAUAACAUUGCCUGGGUUUUCGCCAUACUAUGGACCAACAGCAGGAUUCUCAAGAGCAUUCCAAACCUUCAUUAAAGAUAUUGGAGAUGCCAAGUCUAAAUAUGAAGAAGACAGAAUUAUGUUAAGAGAAAUUAAUUACCUGAAGGAACAUCUGGAAAGACCAAAUAUUCAACAGAAACAAAUGAAAGAAAACUUAAUAAGAAUGAUCUACUGUGAAAUGCUGGGCCAUGAUGCAUCAUUUGGCUUUAUUCAUGCUGUUAACUAUACGCAAAAAGGAAACCUCAUGGACAAGAGGCUGGGGUACUUAGCCUGCUGUUUGCUUCUUCAUGAAAACCAUGAGCUGACGCUGCUUGUUAUGAACACAAUACAAAAAGAUUUAAAAAGCUCAAACAUCAUGGAAAACUGCAUCGCUUUGAUCGCAGCUUCCAGAUUGGUUAACAGUGAUAUGAUUCCAGCUCUUCUGCCUUUAGUUUUCAAGUUAUUGCAGCACAAAAGAGACAUUGUAAGGAAGAAGGCAGUCAUGACCUUGCUUUGGUUUUAUCGACUAGAUCCUCAAUCUUUAGACAGUUCUGUAUCUGUCUUUGAAUUAACCCUGUGCGAUCGCAGUCCUUCUGUUAUGGGUGCGACAUUAAACGUCUAUUUAGAACUCAUUAACGUCUCUCCGGCAAGUUACAAAAGAUUCACGCCAACAUUCGUUAAUAUUCUGAAGCAAGUAAUCGAAUAUCGACUGCCAAAUGAAUUUACGUAUUAUAAUGUGCCUGGUCCAUGGAUUCAGAUCAAAUUAUUGAAGAUUCUUGCAGCUCUUGGCCGGAACGACCAAAAGACAAGUGCUGACAUGUUUGAAAUAUUAAAGCAAUGUUUAGAAACAACGCAUACGGAUAACAAUAUAGGAUGUGCUGUUUUGUUUGAAUGUUUGCGUACUUCGGUGACCAUCAUUCCAAACAAAGCCUUAACUGAGCUUGCUUCUAGAAGAGUAGGCCUGCUACUUGUUUCCAGAAAUAACAACCUCAAAUAUCUUGGUAUUAACAUAUUGGCGGAUCUAAUCGACGUCGACCUCUCCUACGCUGCAAGGCAUCAAAUGGCCGUCAUUGAAUGCUUAAAUGAUCCUGAUCAAACUCUUAAAAGAAAGACCUUGUUGUUAUUGUACCGUAUGACAAACUCAAGUAACGUGACUGUUAUUUGUGACAAAAUGAUCGAUUAUCUUCGACACUCAGUUGAUGAAUACGUGCGGUCGGAUCUUGUGAAUAGAGUAACGGCCUUGGCAGAAAAGUUUGCCCCUGACAACGAAUGGUUCAUCGAAACAAUGAAUACAGUAUUUGAAUUGGGAGGCAGCCUUGUCAGACCACAGGUGGCCCAUAAUCUCAUGAUGUUAAUCGGUGAAGGGACAGAUGACGAUGACCUCGACAAUGAGCUUCGAUUGCAUGCCGUCAAUUCGUACCUCGAUCUGAUUGAUAAAGAUACUAUACCAGAUAUUUUGACGCAGGUCGUCUGCUGGGUCAUUGGAGAGUACUCUUACCUUGCAACACAUUGCGAUCCUGAAGAUGUUUUGGAGAAACUUUGCAAUUUGUUAAGAAGAAACUCGAGAGAUGGUUCGAUCAAUUCAUGGAUUGUUACUUCAAUUGCAAAGAUCUGCGCGCAAAUUGGAUUCCUUCCUGAUAAAACCAGAGAAGAGUUAGAAAAACAAUUAGCAUCAUCGAGCAAUUCGGAGACAAAGCAGCGUUGUGCGGAACUUUUCGGUUUAUUUGACAUAUUCCAAUCCCUAGAAGAUGUUUUGCCGCCAGAUGCAAGCUGCGAAGAUUUGGAGGUUGACUCUACUUUGUCGUUCUUGGACGAGUUUGUUGCCGAUGCACUUGCCCAAGGGGCUGCACCGUACAAGCCAGAGCACCUUCGCCAGAUACCAACGUCGAACAUCCUCACAGCUGAAAAACACGAGAAGGGGCUCAACUUGACUCCAUACCCAGAGUACAAGCCUCGUAAGGGGGCCUCAAGACACUCGUUCGAUCACCCGAUAGUCACAGAGAGUCAACCGUCUGGAAUUAAUUCUUCUGUUGGCGGAAUGAUUCUUCCAACUGACCUUUCUACCCCAGCUGUGUUGAAUAAACAAAAGGCAGCUAAAGUCGUUUGGGGACUAUCAGGCUACCUUGGUAACAAAGAUCGGGACAAUUCUGCUGACCAGAUGUCGGAUUCGUCUUCAACAAACUCAGGUGCCGACAGUGGUUCUUACGCAAGCAUAACCAAUCAACGUCAAGAGAAUCCGAGCACGGAAUCUACACCCAACCAGACAUUGACACAACAACCAUCGGAUAAUGUGAAAUUAGCCGAGCAGUUAUUUGCAUCAUCGCCUGGUCCUUCCGGUGAUCGAGUAAGGCCGGAUAAAGCAGGAUUUUCGGGCAGAAGGCGACUGGAUAAGCGCUCAAGAGAGUCCAAGCUGAUUGCAGGACCUAAACAAUCAAAUGAAUCAAAACAAAACCCAAUCAUGUUGUUAGAUUUAGAUGACACAAAUGCUGCAGAUUUAUGUGAACCCGAACAUAUCAAUGCCAGUGAAGCAAUCGAGAAAUGCGAAAGAGAUCUUCUCGAUUCUUUGUACGAAGAAAUUCCUCAAAUGACAUUAAAUGAAGAGGUAACUAUUGAAAGUAGAGGAUAUGAAAUGAUUGAAGAUUCUUCAAGCUUUCCUGAUGUAAGAGAAGCCUCUCUCAUCACACAAGAAGCAUCGAUCAGUUCGAAUGGCGACGAGUUGAUUCCUGUUCAGAUACCAGAUGAUGUCAUCUCCCAGACAGUGCAACCCACUGACUACAAUGUAAACCAGAGAAAUGAGGAUGAAGACCUCUUUGCGUCCAUAGAACCAUCAACUGUGAGUGCACCCGCGCAGAUACCAAUCCGCAGCACCCCUUCCUUGCCUGAAGAUUUAAAAGAUAAUCUUCAUUCUGAAAUUCAAGUAACAUGCGAAGAUUCCAAUCUGAAACUUUCACAACAAAAAGUAUUUUUACCAGAUUCGUUAAUUAUUGUGCUGUAUGUUAUGAACCAAAGGCCAACGGCUUUGAGAGACGUGUUAUUGUUUCUGCAACCACCUUCAAAUUUGUCGAUAACUAUAGAUGGAGCUCUUGAUACAACUUGUUCUGACGAAUUAAUUGAGAAUUACGAGCAUGCGAGACAUACUCUACGUUUUGUCUACGGCUCACCGUCUCUGCAUAUGGUCCUUGGUGGUCACUUGUCGUACAAAGAUGCCAGCAACACCCAAAAGCGACUGUUUCUGAACUUACCACUGACAAUCUUUGACUUUGUAAGACCCUUAAAAAUCGACACUCCAACAUAUGGCAGAAUGUGGGAAGGCACUGCGUAUGAGAAAAAGCAGCAGACAGAGACUGAAAGGAAGUUUACUAUUAGUGAGAUAUGUGAACAUGUUCAACAAAAAUUCAAUUUUCACGUUGUUGAGAUAAUUGGAAGUGAAGCAAUCACGGCCGGUAGGAUAAACAAAGAGCACUGUUUACUUCAUUUCAAAUACGCUCAUCCUGUCUUGGAUUUCCGACUCAAAACCGGGAGCAACCUUCUAAACGACUGUAUUUUAAAUGGAAUAAGUAAAUCGUUAUGAGUUGAGCGCCACUGAAAUUAUUGACACUUGUCGGUAGGAAUUUUAAUCAAACAGAAAAAUAUGAUUCUCAUUUUAUUUAGAGGCAGCGUAUCUAAGAAUCUGUAUUUGAUGUAGGCUGCUGCAAAAUUCGGAAAUUCUGCCAAAUUACGCUUUAAUAAAAGAUGCCUAUUAUUCAAUGCAUUUCCAAUACAGGGCAACAUUAACGAAAUACGUAGAUACUUUUUUGAUUAAGAAAACCCAUUUUUAUACGCAAAUAAGCAUUUUUUAGAAAGACGCACACAAAAGCAUUUGUGAAACAUUAUAUUUUCCAGCUUUUGUAUUACUGAUACACUAAUUAUGUUAAUCUUCAAUGUUUGUUCUGCUUCCCAUUGCUUUCUUCCCACUUUUUCAUUUUUGCUUUAAGACUUUAAGUAAUAUAGAAGAAGAAAACGUUUUUGUAACCUUUUUGCUUUAAGAAGAUAGCAAUUAUGUAACAAAAGUGCAUUGUUUCAGAUAAAUCUAUUUUUCAAUUGAUAAACAUUAGAUGAAAAUUAUUUUUUAAAUUUCUUUUAUAACAAUUAUAUAGACAAAAUCAGAGUUUCGUUACAACCCUUUUAGCAUUAGAUAAACAGGGCCUAGCACACAAUGCUGAUUUUAGUCGGCGAUACCUGUGAUCUUUAUCCGUUGAGCUUUUGAAUCGUCUUGGGAUUGGUAUUUUGGGUGACAUCGCAAAUAUUGCGUAGUAUUUGAUUUUGGACGGAUUCCUAAAAUAAAAAGUUGACAUUAAACAGAAUAGAGCCAAAAAGGACUUGACUUUAAAUAAAAUUAACAAAUAACAGAAU